Messenger RNA from Sipha flava (yellow sugarcane aphid), 4371 nucleotides. It is a transcript of the gene Pfas, whose product is annotated as phosphoribosylformylglycinamidine synthase. Gene Ontology annotation, biological process: 'de novo' IMP biosynthetic process. NCBI's taxonomy places the organism in Eukaryota, Metazoa, Arthropoda, Insecta, Hemiptera, Aphididae. The transcript has 21 exons. Gene Ontology annotation, molecular function: phosphoribosylformylglycinamidine synthase activity. Bases 311 to 4282 code for a protein of 1323 amino acids. The record is from RefSeq and is a predicted model, not a curated record.
UAACGUUUGUUGUUUACUACACUGUAGCUUUGAAGUUUUCCCGCCACCCAAUUUUAUCGCUCUCGUUCUAUUAUAGAAGUGUGCUUCUAUGGCAUGUAAUACUUUAGUACGUUACAGGUGGACCUAGGGUUUACGAGUGGAAUUUGAAAUGUGGUUCUUGACUAUUUGACUUUUACAAGUCCGUGUUUUCUUAAAUAUUUGAAGUUAUUUUGUACAUUUUGGUACUGUAUUUUAGAUAUUUAACCGAUUUAAGAAAUUCAUUUUGAUAGAUUAUUAAACUAUUCACUUGGGAAGUAAUAAGAUAUUCAGGAUGACUAUUAUACAAUAUUUUCGAAAGGUACAGAAUUUACCAAUUCGAGAAUCUCAUAAAAUUUCGAAUCUCAAAUUAAUAUCAAGCGAUAUAUAUGAUGUUCAAAUUGAACAAUGUUUUUACAUAGACAUUGGUAAGUAUACAGAAUUAUCCAAAGAGGAGUCAAAAAAACUGGAAUGGUUGUUAAUGGAUCCAUUUGAUCAUACUGGACUGUCUCAAAGGAAAUUUCUCCAUAAAAAAAAUAAUAGCAUUUUAAUUGAAAUUGGACCCAGAUUAAAUUUUUCUACACCUUUUUCAAGCAAUGUUUUAUCAAUUUGUAAAUCUAUCAAUUUGAAUUUUGUUAAGCGUCUAGAAAAAUCAACUCGAUAUUUAAUUAAGUUUAAAAAUAACCACAAAUUGACAACUGAAUUAAAUUACGAGUUAACAUCUGUAUUGUAUGAUAAAAUGACGGAAACAGUUUAUUUAUCUCCUUUAAAAUCUUUUAAAAGUCAAGAUGUUAAAGAAAGUUGGUAUGAAGUUGAUAUAAUCGGUAAAGGUAUUGAAGCUAUGAAGGAAGUAAACUUAAAACUUGGUUUGGCAUUUGAUGAAUGGGAUAUUGAAAAUUAUACUAAUAUGUUUUUAAAAUCUAACCGAAAUCCAACCACUGUAGAAUGUUUUGAUCUAGCUCAAUCAAAUUCUGAGCAUAGUCGACAUUGGUUUUUUAAGGGUGAAUUAAUUAUAAAUGGAGAAUCAGUACAUAAUUCAUUAUUAGAUAUGAUAAUUGAAACACAAUAUUUUUCAAACCCUAAUAAUGUUAUAAAGUUUAAUGACAAUAGCAGUGCUAUUAAUGGAUUCAAGGUUAAACAAAUAAAACCUUCUAAAUCAUUUGAGCCUAGCUUUUAUAUUUCUGAAUCAUAUAAUUUUAAUUUGGUUUUUACUGCAGAAACUCAUAAUUUUCCAACUGGGGUUGAACCAUUUAGUGGCGCAUCAACUGGUACUGGAGGAAGAAUUAGAGAUGUUCAAGCUGUAGGAAGAGGUGGAUUUUGUAUUGCUGCUUCAGCAGCAUAUUGUGUAGGAAACUUAUUCAUACCUGAUUAUGAUUUACCAUGGGAAGAAAAAUCAUUUAUUUAUCCUUCCAAUUUUGCUAGCCCUCUUAGAAUACUUAUUGAAGCUUCUAAUGGUGCCUCUGAUUAUGGCAAUAAAUUUGGUGAACCUAUUAUUAAUGGAUUUGUUCGUUCAUUUGGCAUGAUAGUAAAUAAUGAACGCCGUGAAUGGAUUAAGCCGAUUAUGUUUACUGGUGGUUUGGGUACAAUGUUGGCAGAGUAUACUACUAAACUUACACCAUAUGAAGGAUUACAAGUUGUGAAAAUUGGAGGACCUGUUUAUAGAAUUGGUUUAGGGGGAAGUUCUGCUAGUUCAUUUGAAGUUCAAGGAGUAAAUAAAACUAGUUUAGAAUUUGAGGCUGUUCAAAGAGGUGAUCCAGAAAUGGAACAGAAAAUGAAUAGAGUUAUUAGAGCUUGUAUUGAAAAUCCUGGAUUUAACCCUAUAUUAAGUAUCCAUGAUCAAGGAGCUGGAGGAAAUGGAAAUGUGUUAAAAGAAAUAGUUGAACCAGCUGGUGCUAUAAUUUAUGCAAAUAAAUUUGAACUUGGAGAUCCUACAAUUAAUGCUUUAGAGCUUUGGGGUGCUGAAUACCAAGAAAAUAAUGCUAUUCUUUGUGAUAAAAAAGAUUUAAAAUUGUUAAAUAAGAUUUCUUUGAGGGAAAGAUGUCCAGUUUUACCAGUUGGUGUUGUUACUAAUAAUGGAAAGGUUAUUUUAACUGAAGAUGAUGAUAUUAUUUCUGAAAAUGGAAAAUAUCCAGUCAAUUUAGAUCUGGAUAUGAUAUUGAGUAAAGUACCUCGUAAAGUUUUUAAGCAGUCAUGGCAACCAAAAUUAAAUACACCUAUUAUAUUAUCUAACCUAACUAUUAUUGAAGCAUUGGAUAGAGUGUUAAAACUUCCAUCUGUAGCUAGUAAAAGAUAUUUGACAAAUAAAGUUGAUCGUUCUGUAACUGGUCAAAUAGCACAACAGCAAUGUGUUGGCCCAUUACAUACGCCUCUAAGUGAUGUUGCUGUUACAGUUGUUUCUUUAUUUGAUACUGUUGGAAUAGCAACUUCAAUUGGUGAACAGCCUAUUAAGGGAUUAAUCAGUGCAGAUAUUGGAGCUAGAAUGGCAGUAGCGGAGUCAUUGACUAAUUUAGUGUUUGCACCAAUAUCAUGUCUAGAAGAUAUUAAAUGUAGUGGAAAUUGGAUGUGGCCUGCCAAAUUACCAGGAGAAGGAGCAGAAUUAUUUUAUGCAUGUAAAGCUAUGUGUGAAGUCAUGAAACAACUUGGAAUAGCUGUUGAUGGUGGUAAAGACUCUUUAAGUAUGGCUGCUAAAGUUGGUGAAGAAAACAUCAAAGCACCGGGUUCUUUAGUUAUCUCAACCUAUGUACCAUGUGAAGAUGUACGUUUAGUUAUAACGCCUGAUCUUAAAGGACCAAGACAAAAUUGUGAAAAUAAAGAAGCAAGCUAUCUUAUAUUUGUAGAUUUAUCUGGAGGGCAACGAAGACUUGGUGGUUCUGCUUUGGCUCAAUGUUAUGGACAAAUUGGCGAUAAUGCACCAGACUUAGAUGAUCCAAGCCUGUUGAAAAAAGGAUUUAAAUCUAUUCAAAAAUUAAUAAAAAGCAAUAAAAUAUUAUCUGGUCAUGACCUAAGUGAUGGUGGAUUAAUAACAUGUAUCUUAGAAAUGGCUUUUGGUGGUUAUUGUGGAGUCCAUAUGAAUUUGAACAAAAUUAAAUCUGUAUCGUCUGUGAAUAAUAUGGAAAUAUUAUUUGCUGAAGAAUGUGGUUGGAUUUUAGAGGUAGAUGUUAAAUACAUUGAAGAAGUACUUUUGGAAAUAGAUGUACCUACAUAUAUAAUUGGUCGCACUACAACAUAUGGCAACAAAUCUCGUAUUGUAAUAGAAAAUUCUGGAGAGAUAUUACUUGACAUUAAACUAACUGAAGCAUUCAAAAUGUGGGAAAAAACAAGUUAUGAGUUGGAAAAAAUGCAAUCAAAUAUAAUAACAGCAGAAGAAGAAUUUAGUUCAUUAGAAAAUCGAUUUGGUCCUAUUUAUUCUUGUAAUUUUGAAUUGAAAAAUGCUACAGUUAUAUCAGAUAUAUCAGUGAAAGUAGCUGUUAUUAGAGAAGAAGGAACAAAUGGUGAUCGAGAAAUGAGUGCUGCUUUGUUUAUGGCUGGAUUUGAAGUAUGGGAUAUUACUGUUCAAGAUCUAUUAAAUGAUGCAGUUACUGUUGAAAAAUUUAGAGGUUUAAUUUUUCCUGGAGGAUUUAGUUAUGGAGAUGUAUUGGGUUCAGCUAAAGGAUGGGCAGCAAGUUUAGCAUUCCAUCCUAAUGUUAAAAAAACCUUAGAAAAUUUCAUGUCUAAAAAAAAUACAUUCAGCUUAGGAGUAUGCAAUGGCUGUCAACUAAUGUGCAAUCUUGGAUUAAUUGGAAAAAUUAAUGAAAAUAAUUCUUUAAAUAUUGAUGAUCCUCCUAUAAUAAUGUGUCAUAAUAAGUCUGGAAGAUAUGAAAGUCGUUUUAGUACUGUUAAAAUCAAUCCUUCUAAUGCGAUUAUGUUCAAAGAUAUGGAAGAAAGUAUUCUUGGUGUAUGGAUUGCUCAUGCUGAAGGCCGUUUCGGAUUUCGCAAUAAAGAAAUUAAAGAUGCUCUGGUUACCAACAAUUGUAUUCCCAUUACAUUUGUUGAUGAUCAAAAUAUGUCUACUGAAAACUAUCCUAUGAAUCCUAAUGGUUCUUCCAGCGGAAUAGCAGGUGUAUGUUCAUUUGACGGUAGACAUUUGGCAUUAAUGCCUCAUCCAGAACGAAGUAUAUUUACAUGGCAAUGGCCUUACACGUAUGGGUUGGAUCUAUCAAAAGAUGAUAAUUACGCCCCUUGGAUGCAGAUGUUUUAUAACGCUUAUGAGUGGUGUUCCCGAAAUUAGUUGAACCAAAUAGUAACCUUUGUAUUGUGCAUAAUAACCAUAUUAACGUAAUAAAAAUACAUUCAUAUAUGUUUACAUAUUAUACAGUA